AUGCCCUCAGGAUCACCAUCUGAGAGGUGGGGCUACAUCACUGGCGCUCUUGGCAAGAGGACAAGAGGGGGCCUGGCACUGAGAGGCCCUAGGCCCGCCGUGACCGAGCAGGAGGCCAAGCCACGCUGGCUCAGCUGCCCUGGGGCCCACAGCGCUGGACCACCCAGGGCUAUCAGAUCGCUAACUGAGAGUGCCCCCCGAAACUCGGCUGCCACUGUGAAGCCAAGCCCAGAGGAUCAGGGCCCCCCAGUUCUGGCCCAGGUGUGGAUGAAACCCCAGCACCUUUCCCCAGUGAGGCGGAUGUGGAUGGACAUGGCCAAGGGGGAGCGCAGUAGGACCAGAGAGGAAGGUGGCUGGUUCAACUAUGGCCUUCAGCGUAAAAGAUCGGAAGUUUACCCCAUUUACCACACUCCUCUCUGGGCCGGCGGCUUCUCUGACUUGGGCAACGUGGACAAGGCUCUGAAAUACCUGGAGGACAGCCAGAUCCUCACCUACCAGAAGACAGGCCAGCAGUGGGACUUCCCCAAUGCCUGCCCCCUGCAGGACCUGCUCAUCAGAGGUCUGGCCAAGUCUCCUUCAGCCAGAGCCCAAGAAGUGGCUUUCCAGCUGGCCCAGAAUUGGAUCCGAACCAACUGUGACAUCUACUCCAAAAAGUCAGCCAUGUAUGAGAAGUAUGAUGUCAGCAACGGUGGACAACCAGGUGGUGGAGGGGAGUAUGAAGUUCAGGAGGGGUUUGGCUGGACCAGUGGUGUGGUCCUGAUGCUCCUGGGCCGCUAUGGUGACCGGCUGAGCUUGGGGACCCACACAGCUGUGCUGGAGCCCCACUGCCUUGCCGCUGCCCUUCUGCUUAGCCUCCUGCUCAGCCUCCUGCCUCAGUGA
Messenger RNA from Mesoplodon densirostris (Blainville's beaked whale), 879 nucleotides. RefSeq names its product trehalase (gene TREH). Lineage: Eukaryota; Metazoa; Chordata; Mammalia; Artiodactyla; Ziphiidae. The record is from RefSeq and is a predicted model, not a curated record. Gene Ontology annotation, molecular function: alpha,alpha-trehalase activity. Gene Ontology annotation, biological process: trehalose catabolic process.